AUGCAUUCCCAUCCUGAUAUUGAUAGUCUUAUCAAUAUUAAAUUGAAUACUUGGAAAAUUACAGAUAGAGGAUUAAGCAAAACCUUAAUUGAAGAAAUUUUGUUAUUUCUAAAUUCUUAUAAGAUUAGAACUACAGAACAAGAUGAAUUAAUCAAUCAUUACAAUUAUGUUUAUACAUAAUCUUUAAAGAAAUUUAAUCAAUUUGGAACCAUUCUAGAUAAAAUCAUACUAAUAGUAUUAUAUUUAUAUAAGACUUCAAUAGAAAGUGUUAUUAUGUUUUAAGUCUCUUGAAAUGGGGAAUCUAACUCCUGUUGAUGUUUGGUGGGUCUUAAGAAAAUUUUUAAAUAAGAUACUGAUUAUUGAAUGA
Paramecium pentaurelia is the source of this 367-nucleotide messenger RNA. NCBI's taxonomy places the organism in Eukaryota, Ciliophora, Oligohymenophorea, Peniculida, Parameciidae. The record is from the annotation of a GenBank genome assembly.